Anolis carolinensis (green anole) is the source of this 2904-nucleotide messenger RNA. It is a transcript of the gene kcnc4, whose product is annotated as potassium voltage-gated channel subfamily C member 4. The transcript has 4 exons. Gene Ontology annotation, cellular component: voltage-gated potassium channel complex; postsynaptic membrane; neuronal cell body membrane. Bases 1 to 1887 code for a protein of 628 amino acids. Lineage: Eukaryota; Metazoa; Chordata; Lepidosauria; Squamata; Anolidae. Gene Ontology annotation, molecular function: protein binding; delayed rectifier potassium channel activity. The record is from RefSeq and is a predicted model, not a curated record. Gene Ontology annotation, biological process: potassium ion transmembrane transport; protein homooligomerization.
AUGCUCAGCUCGGUGUGUGUCUCCUCUUACCGGGGGCGCAAGUCCGGGAACAAGCCGCCCUCCAAAUCAUGCCUGAAAGAGGAGAUGGCCAAAGGCGAGGACACCGAGAAGAUCACCAUCAACGUGGGCGGCACCCGGCACGAGACCUACAAGAGCACCCUCCGCACCCUGCCCGGCACCCGCCUGGCCUGGCUGGCCGACCCCGAGGUCCCCGGGCCCACCGAGGAUGCCCAACACGAGUUCUUCUUCGACCGCCACCCGGGCAUCUUCGCCUACGUGCUCAACUACUACCGGACGGGCAAGCUGCACUGCCCGGCUGACAUCUGCGGGCCCCUCUUUGAGGAGGAGCUCACCUACUGGGGCAUCGACGAGACCGACGUGGAGCCCUGCUGCUGGAUGACGUACCGCCAGCACCGAGAUGCCGAGGAGGCCCUUGACAUCUUUGAGAACCCCGAAGCUGGCAGUGGGGCCGCCGGGGAAGAGGCCGAGGAGGACGAAGGGGCCCGGGAGGCCACCCUCCAGCAGCUGGGCCUCGACGACAGGCCGGCCACAGGGGCCACAGCAGGGACCGCUGGAGCAGGAGUGACUGGAGGAGGCGGCUGCUGCCGCAACUGGCAGCCCCGCAUGUGGGCCCUCUUUGAAGACCCCUAUUCAUCCAAGGCAGCCAGGGUAAUUGCCUUUGCCUCCCUUUUUUUCAUUCUGGUGUCCAUCACCACAUUUUGCUUGGAGACACAUGAAGCCUUCAUUACCCAUUCGAAUACAACUGAGACGGUGGUGGAUGGCAACACGACACAGUUCAUUGUGGUGCAUGAGAUGGAGACGGAGCCCGUUCUCACUUACAUUGAGGGAGUCUGUGUCCUGUGGUUCACUCUGGAGUUUCUAGUACGCAUUAUGUGCUGUCCAGAUAAAUUGGUCUUUGUUAAGAACCUUCUUAAUAUCAUUGACUUUGUAGCCAUCUUGCCCUUCUAUGUAGAGGUGGGUCUCAGUGGCCUGUCAUCGAAGGCUGCACGAGAUGUCCUGGGCUUCCUGAGGGUAGUCCGCUUUGUCCGGAUCCUUCGAAUCUUCAAAUUGACACGCCAUUUUGUGGGUCUUCGGGUGCUGGGACACACGCUCCGGGCCAGUACUAAUGAGUUUCUUCUUCUCAUCAUCUUCCUGGCUCUGGGAGUUUUAAUCUUUGCCACCAUGAUCUAUUAUGCUGAAAGGAUUGGUGCCGAGCCAAAUGACCCUAGUGGUAGUCACCACACCCAUUUCAAGAAUAUUCCCAUUGGAUUCUGGUGGGCUGUAGUGACCAUGACCACUCUGGGAUAUGGUGACAUGUACCCUAAAACCUGGUCAGGAAUGCUGGUGGGAGCGCUUUGUGCUCUGGCUGGAGUCCUUACCAUUGCCAUGCCCGUCCCAGUAAUUGUCAACAAUUUUGGAAUGUAUUACUCCUUGGCUAUGGCUAAGCAGAAGCUCCCAAAGAAGAAAAAGAAGCAUAUACCUCGCCCAGCACCACUUGACUCUCCAACUUACUGCAGAUCAGAUGACAACUCCCCCCACAACAGUGUCCAGAGUUGUAACAGCCCCCUCGCAGCAGCAACAGCAACAACAGCAGCAGGGAUGAUGGCAAGCAAAAGAUCAGAUACCAAGCAGAAUGGUGAUGCCAAUGUGGUGUUGUCUGAUGAAGAGCAGCCCCUUUCGUCGCCGUGUGAGGAGAAGCGGCCCAUGAGGCGCUCAAGUACUAGAGACAAAACCAAAAAAGCUGCCACCUGCUUUCUCCUGAGCACUGGAGAUUUCUCUUGCACUGCUGAUGGUGGCAUCCAAAAAGCCAAGCUGCCAUAUGUGCUGUCUGGCCAGUUCCUCCAGCCUUUAGAAGGCCGAAUGAAUCACCACCGUUCUUCCCUUUGAAGCACUUCUGGAUUCUGCAGAACACUGCUCUCAUUUUUCUUCUUCCUUGUAUUUUUUUUAAAGUCAUUCAUGUCUAGGAAUCAAUGAGAAACCAAAAAAAAGGAUCUGAUUGUGCUUUCAGUGCCAGGUCUCUUAACUCCAAGAAGCUGGAAGAAAUUGUUUUUCUGACCAGAUUUGGGGCAAAUUUUCGACAAAUGUAAAAUAUCUAUUGUUGGAAAACUGGUUUUCUGUAAUUUUAUUUGUUUGAGGGUUUUUUUGUCGUUUUGCCUUUUUUUUGAAUUUUUUUUAUUAGGAAAGAAUAUGAAAAUCCUUAUUUUUGCAGGACUGUUGAAUCCCCAUUGAUUUCCCAAGAAGCUGGGAAUGCCUCAAGCAGUUUUCCUGUUAGAAAUGUAAACAGGGGAGAAUGUAAGCUGGGAGGACCUGUCUAUUUGCUGUAAUCCUGCUUGCUAUGUUGUCAGUGUAUAAAAAAACAGAUCUGAGACAGCACAGGGUGACUUCACAUUGCCAGUGUCGUUGUCGGCUUAUUUUGUACAAAACCAGAACUGUUCCAUCAACAACCUCUCCUCUUUUAUUGUGUUAACUGGUUUAUUGGCUACCAUAGCUACUGCUCCACUCUAGUUCCUGGACUUUGUUAUAGAUGGACAUUGCUAAUCUUAGAUACUUUAAUGCUUCAGUAUGUAAGUGCCAAGCAUUGUCUGCAAAUAUUUUUUAUAAAACCCAUGUGUCUACUCGAAGCUUCUUCAGCAUAAAAUUCUCUUUUUAGAAAUGAGAUUCAUGGGAUUGUGUGGGAAUUUGAACUCAUUAGACAUUGAGAAGAACGGUCUUUGCUUCCUGGUGAAGUAGCUUGGAGGUAUGUUAAAUGAAACAUUAGACUGAAGAUAUAAUUUUGUUUCACUUCACUGCCCACAUAGUGCUGUUAAUACAUCCCAGAAAGGAUUGGGUGCUGUUAACCUCUAUGCUGUACACAUGCUUUCUCUUGUCAAGCUCUACUCUUAAUAAAGAGAUUUUAGGAACUGA